AUGGAAGAUAAGCGUGCUUUGUUGGAAAAGCCUCUUCAUGGCAUAUAUAUCCCAAUAUUUCUUAUCAUUUUUGGAACUUCUAUACUUAACUACGAGUAUUUACCGUAUAGUAUAGCAUUCAUAGUAUUGAUUUGCUCAAUUAACUUUUACAGUGCUUAUAGUAGAAGAUCGUCAUUAGACUACACUAAAUGGAAUGAUUUUGAGUUGAUUGAUAAAACUGUCAUCUCUAGAAAUUCAGCAAUCUAUCGAUUCAAGUUGAACAAUGAAGAGGAGGUUUUAGAUAUUCCAACUGGUCACCAUCUAGCAUGCUGUUUUUUGAUUGAUGGAAAAGAUGAAAUAAGGUAUUAUUCUCCUAUUUCAAAUAAGUUUGAUGCUGGUUUUUUCGACAUUUUGGUUAAAUCCUAUCCGAAUGGGACUGUUUCAAGGAAGUUUGCCGAGUUGAGAGAGGGUCAAACUGUUAAGUUUAGAGGGCCAGUGGGAAGAUUGCAGUAUAAAACCAAUAUGGCAGGAGAAAUUGGUUUGAUUGCCGGUGGCUCGGGUAUCACACCUUUAUUGCAAGUUAUAACUCAGAUAAUAACUACGUCUGAAGACAAUACUAAGAUUACAUUACUUUUUGCUAAUGAGACGCUCAACGAUAUUUUGUUGAAAGGUGAAAUAGAUGAGAUAGCAAGGUCAUAUCCAGACUUUAAUGUUCAUUACACUCUAACUUAUCCUCCUGAAAAUUGGGAAGGAAAUACCGGUUAUGUGUCUAAAGAAAUGAUAGAAAAAUAUAUGCCAAAACCUGAUCCGAAGAACAGAUUAUUUAUCUGCGGCCCGCCUUUGAUGAAAAAAUCCUUGAUUGAAAUUGCGUCUUCCUUAGGGUGGGACAAAGCAGUUAUGAAAUCUGAACCCGAGGAUCAAGUUUUUUGUUUUUAG
This is a messenger RNA of Priceomyces carsonii, 915 nucleotides long. Its product is annotated as cytochrome-b5 reductase. Gene Ontology annotation, molecular function: oxidoreductase activity. Bases 1 to 915 code for a protein of 304 amino acids. The record is from RefSeq and is a predicted model, not a curated record. NCBI's taxonomy places the organism in Eukaryota, Fungi, Ascomycota, Pichiomycetes, Serinales, Debaryomycetaceae. Gene Ontology annotation, cellular component: plasma membrane; endoplasmic reticulum. The transcript has a single exon.